Molecule: messenger RNA, 5766 nt
Organism: Physeter macrocephalus (sperm whale)
Lineage: Eukaryota; Metazoa; Chordata; Mammalia; Artiodactyla; Physeteridae
Gene: IL4R
Product: interleukin 4 receptor
Exons: 10
Coding region: 576-3077 (833 amino acids)
Biological process (GO): cytokine-mediated signaling pathway; production of molecular mediator involved in inflammatory response
Cellular component (GO): external side of plasma membrane; membrane
Molecular function (GO): protein binding; cytokine receptor activity
Source: RefSeq, a predicted model, not a curated record
GGUGGGCUCUUUGGCCGAGGUGGCUGGUUCUUGCUGCUGCCUGCUGCCACCCCUCCCCCUCCCCUCUCUGGGCUGGGGGUGGGGCAGGCAGGCAGAGCCCAGGCCAUUUUGGGGCCCUGGCCGGCCUUCCUCACUGUCCUGGGUGGGGCUGGCGACGUGGCUUUCGCUUCUGGGAACCCUAGCUGGGCAGCAGUUCUGGGAAGGCUGCUGCCCUGUGGAGAAGUGUAUCCCCACCCCCCUGCCAGACCAGCUCAACCGAAGCUUCAGGCCAGCUUAAGAUUGUGGAGUUUCAGGGGUCAGCAGCUCCGGAGGGAGGUCACCCGCAGCGCCUGCUGUCCCGGGCUUCCUUUCACAUGCCUCUUGUCACAGGAUGGGCUGCAUCCUGUCUGCUGAUCCAACCUCCCACCCCCUCCACGUCGGUUUGCAGCCAAGAGACAGAAGAGGAGCAGGAGGCCUGCACUGGGUUCAGGAAGAGCCCCGCUGGGUCGCUUCUGUACCGCUGCUGGCUUCUGACAUUUCAAGACUCGCCACUCAUCUCCCCCCAGAUAAAAAGACAGGUGCUGUAGGAUCUCCCAAUGGGGUGGCUUCACUCUGGGCUCACGUUUUCGGCGGGCUGUCUGAUCCUGGUGUGGGCGGCAGGCUCUGGCUCCAGCUGUUCAGAGGUCUCCUGUGUCUCCCCAGGGAGUGUGAGGGUCCUGCAGGGGCCCACCUGCUUCUCCGACUACAUCAACAUCUCCACCUGUGAGUGGGAGAUGGCCCGGCCCACCAACUGCAGAGCCGAGCUCCGCCUGUUCUACCAGCUGAAAUUUUUCUACUUUGAAAACCACACGUGUGUCCCCGAGAACAGAGCUGGCACAGUGUGCGUGUGCCAUAUGCAUAUGGAUAACGUGGUCAGUGUGGACACCUACCAGCUGGACCUGUGGGCUGGGGAGCAGCUGCUGUGGAAGAGCUCCUUCAAGCCCAGUGAGCAUGUGAAACCCCUGGCGCCCAGAAACCUCACUGUUCACGCCAACACCUCCCGCACGUGGCUGCUGACGUGGAACAACCCGUACCCUCCUGAGAAUCACCUAUACUCCGAGCUCACCUACCUGGUCAACAUCUCAAAUGAGAACGACCCCACGGAUUUCAGAAUUUAUAAUGUGACCUACAUGGGGCCCACCCUCCGCUUUGCAGCCAGCACCCUAAAGUCUGGAGCUUCCUACAGCGCACAGGUAAAGGCCUGGGCUCAGAGCUACAACAGCACCUGGAGUGAGUGGAGCCCCAGCGUCAAGUGGCUUAACUACUACGAGGCGACCUUGGAGCAGCGCCUCCCACUGGGCGUCAGCAUCUCCUGCGUCGUCAUCCUGGCUGUCUGCCUGUCCUGCUAUGUCAGCAUCAUCAAGAUUAAGAAAGAAUGGUGGGACCAAAUUCCCAACCCAGCCCACAGCCCCCUCGUGGCUGUUGUCAUCCAGGAUUCUCAGGUGUCACUGUGGGGGAAGCGGUCCCAAGGCCAGGAACCAGCCAAGUGCCCACACUGGAAGACUUGUCUUGCCAAGCUUCUGCCCUGUUUACUGGAGCAUGGCAUGGAAAGGGAUGAAGAUUCCUCCAAGGCUGCUAGAAAUGAGUCUUUCCAGUGUCCUGGAAAAGUAGCAUGGCACCCCAUGGAGGUCAACAAGACAAUCCUCUGGCCAGAGAGCAUCAGCUUGGUUCGGUGCGUGGAGCUGUUUGAGGCCCAAGUGGAGAAUGAAGAAGAGGAAGUGGAAGAAGAUAAAGGGAGCAUCUGCCCAUCACCCGACAGCAGCGGGGGCAGCUUCCAGGAGGGCAGGGAGGGCAUCGCAGCCCGGCUGACAGAAAGCCUGUUCCUGGACCUUCUCGGGGGUGAGGAUGGGGGCUUUAGCCCACAGGGCUUGGAGGAGUCCUGCCUUCUUCCACCUUUAGAAAAUCCAAGUGCUCAGAGGCCCUGGGCCACGUUCCCAAGUGUGGGGCCCCAGGAGGCAUCGUCUGAGGACAAGGAGCCUUUGAACCCAGAGUCAAGUCCUCCAACCCAGAGCCCAGCCAGGCUGGCUUUCCCAGAGAUGCCCGGCGUCAUCGCGGACAACCCCGCUUACCGCAGCUUCAGCACCUUCCUGAGCCAGUCCUCAGGCCCUGGAGAGCUUGACUCAGACGCACAGCUGGCCGAACACCUGGGGGAAGUGGACCCCGGCAUCCCCGCCGCCCCCCAGCAAUCUGCACCGCCCACCGCACUCCAGCCUGAGCCAGAAACGUGGGAGCAGAUCCUGCGCCAGAGCGUCCUCCAGUGCAGGGCGGCCCCGGGCCCCGCCUCGGCCCCCAGCAGUGGCUACCGGGAGUUUGUGCAGGCGGUGAAGCAGGGCGGUGCCCAGGACAGCGGGCUGGAGGGCUUUGGCCCGUGUGGAGAGGCUGGCUACAAGGCCUUCUCCAGCUUGCUCGCUGGCAGUGCUAGCUGCCCGGGGACAUCUAGGGUUGAGCCCAGCAGUGGGGAAGGGGGCUACAAGCCCUUCCAGAGCCUCACUCCUGGCUGCCCCGGAGCCCCUGCCCCAGUCCCCAUCCCCCUGUUCACCUUUGGACUGGACGUGGAGGCCCCUCACAGCCCUCAGGACUCACUCCUCCUCCCAGGCAGCACCCCAGAGUGCCCUGGUUUGGAGCCAGUGGUCAAGGGAGAAGACAGCCAGAAGCCCCCGCUGUCCCCGGAGCCGGCCGCAGACCCCCUCAGGGAUGACCUGGGCAAUGGCAUUGUCUACUCAGCCCUCACCUGCCACCUGUGUGGCCACCUGAAGCAAUGCCACAGCCAGGAAGAACGUGGCAAGGCCCACAUCAAGGCCAGGCCCUGCUGUGGCUGCUGCCGUGGGGAUGGGUCCUCACCCCUGGAGAGCCCCCUGAGGGCCCUGGACACCCAGCUCGGUGGGGCUCCACUGGAGGCCAGCCUCUCUCCGGCCUCCCUAGCACCCUUGGGUGUCUCAGAGGAGGGUAAGUCCCCCCUGUUCUUCCAAACUGCCCCCAACAAUGCUCAGAGCUCAAGCCAGACCUCCACGGUGGUGGCCACGCUCUCCCCAGGGCCCAAGUGCAUGGACGCUUCCUAGGUGCAUGCCCCCUUCUUGCUGAAGUCUACAGGUGAGGACUGGGCCUUACCCGUGACUGCGAAAUGCCUCCCUCCAGAAGGCAGCCAGGCUGGCAGUGUUCCGAAAGACUCAGAGAACCCUGGUAUGAAGUUGUGAAGUCGUCCAACACUGGGGCUACGGAGACCAGACGCCCCCGGCUCCCAACAUUGGCCCGGGCUCGCCACGUCCCAUAGGAGUGGAGGGUGCCAGGCAGCUGUACCCACAGCAGGCACCUGCAGGGAUCAGAAGGUUCCCGGGCACUUUGGCUUGUGAAUGAGCUGUUGGUCAUUUCAUGGGUCCACAGCUGCCCCAGUGGACUAUCCCUGUCUCGCUCAAGGUGUGUUUUGUCCACCGAGUUGCUCUGUUACCCAUGUCUUGCCCAGGCCUGGGGUUAGCUGCCGCCAUCUCACUGGAUUGGAUGCUGAGCCUAGAAGCUAACCAAGCCAAUGGGAGAAUGACUUGGGAGGCCUUGGGAAACUGAGGUCCAGAAAGGGUGGUCAUUUGCCCAGAGACGCCUGUUCCUUUAACAGAGGUUGACACUGGCAGCAGAGUCUGAGCUGCGGAGGGGCGCUUAGUCAAGUGGAGUUAACGAGGACACGAAAAAUUGUGAUUACCGAGCAGUGACAGCUUGCUGCCAGCUUCCCACACAGCUGUAAGGUUGGGGGUUCCUGUUAAGCACUGGAUCCCCAGAACAAGCAUGCCUGGUGACCUUGGGGCCGGUGUGUGCCCCCAUGCAUGCCGUUGCUGGCAUCGGUGGUUCAGAGGGAGUGGCUCAGCUCUCCUGAUCCAGCGAGCCGGGCGUCCGAGAUGCCGACACCAGGCACGUCGCCUGCACCUCGGCCCCGACCUCAGGUUGAGUAAUGCUUGUUUGUUCGUGUGCUUCUCAAAAAUAGUUUCAUCACCUGGUGUUUGUGUUUGCCGAGGAGGGUAGAAUGGGAGGGGAUGGAGUUUUGUAUAAAUAAAGGUUCUUUACCUCCUUCCCCACCCUCCCCACCCCAUUUAUUAAACAAACAUACUGCCAGGCACUGUUGCGAGUGCUUUAUCUCUAUUAAGUCAUAGAAUCCUCCCAUCCAGAGGUACUGAGACCAACCCAAGAGGUUAAGUAACUUCCUAUCUGCUUGGGUUUCCCCAAGACCAGGAUUCAAUUGCAGUUUGUUGAAAUAGGUGACGAUUCCAGGAAGCCCUGCUUGGAGAGUGGGGAAAGGAGGCAGGGAAGGGCAGGAGGCAAUAAAAGGUGUUAUCACACAGAGUGCCGGCACGGGCAACAGAUGCUUCACUCCGCCGGGGAGCUUGGGCAAGCCAGGCACAGUGCAUGCCUAGAGGCGGGGAGCUGGCUGUUUGUCCACCAACUCUCACCUGUCAUUGGUGGAGGGCUGCUGCCAGGGGCAACUCCCCAGCACUUCCAGCUGCUCCAGAAAAAAUUCCUCAGAUUGAGAGUUGGAGGGGGGCGGGGAGAAGCGGUGUUUGUUUGAGCAGCUUUGGGCACCUGGAGAUGUGGACAGGGCUGUGAUGGCAGCUGCUACUUUGCCAAGGUCACACAGCUAGUGGCAGACCCGUAGCUGAGCCAUUGCUCAGGCUCUUUGUAGGUGAUCUGUGCUUUGACAUCUGGGCGGUCGGUGUAAGGAGUGGGCCUCAGACAGGCAGGCAGGGGAUCUUAAGCUCCUUUUGUCUGCGAUCACUCUGUGUCUGAGUAGCCGCCCUGACUGCCACGCUUGCAAAAUGAAGGGCUUGGCUGUUUGAGGUUCCUUCCUGCCCUGGCAUUCUACGCAAUACAUUGCAGAGGUGAUGGGGAGCUUACUACCUCACAUGCAACCUGAUGUUUGUGAGAACUGCCUCCUUUGUGCUGAGCCCAAAUCUAUCCCUUUAGCUGCCUGAGUCACCACCCCACACCCACGGUUUGCAGAUCAGGGAAACUGCUCUAGAGAGGAAAAGGAACUUGCCAACGUCACACAGUGAGUGGUAUAACCUGAACUAGCCCUCUGGACCUUUUGUCUUCAAGAUUUCUUUGUAAUAAAAUAUAAUAAUUUAAAAUAAAAAUAACUAGUUAGAACCAAGCAAUUUGCUUGGUGUCAUACAUGGACGGUGUCACAGCUCUCACGAGCAGGUCAUUAUCCCAAUUUUACAGAUAAGGGAGCAGGCCCAGAGAGGUUGAGGUUUACCUUAGGGCCACACAGCUGGGAAGUCCGGGAGCCAGGAUUUGAAUCCAGGUCUGAUUGCAGAGUUCCCAGCCACCAUGGUGUGCCAUCUCAUGUACAGCAUGGCACCGACUCGAUUGUCAGCUCUGAUUAGCCUGCGGGUCAUCUCAGAAAAUCAGAUUUUAAAACUAAGCAGCCAGGGAAUUCCCUGGUGUCCAGUGGAUAGGACUCGGUGCUUUCACUGCCGUGGCCCAGGUUCAACACCUGGUUGGGGAACUAAGAUCCCGCAAGCCUUGCGGGGUGGCCAAAAAUAAAAUAAAAACUAAGCAGCCAACAGAGAAAAUAUAUUUGGGUGAGUGCUGGAGAGCUGGUUGGAUUGCAAGUCCAACAGAAUUGAGACUGACUUAUUCUAUCCCCAGGAUCUUAGGAGGAAGACACCCAACUUGUCAGCUGAGGCUCGUAUUACAGAAUCCCCUGGGCUUUGGGAAACUAGAAUGGAGAACUCGGCAGAGACACCUCCCAUCUCUUAUCCGGAU